UCAUGCAUACCUAUGAGCAAACAGUCGGCUUGUCUGGUUCUUUUGUUUUUUACAGUGCCAGUUUAGAUUUAAUUUUUGGACGAUAAAGACGUAAAAUAUUCGAGCAUUUAACGUCUUUCAAUCAUGGAAUCUGGUGGAGGAUAUGUGGGGUUCGCGAACCUCCCGAAUCAAGUACAUCGGAAAUCUGUGAAACGUGGCUUCGAAUUCACAUUGAUGAUUGUCGGAGAAAGUGGGCUUGGCAAGAGUACUUUGGUAAAUAGCCUUUUUUUAACUGACCUCUAUCCGGACAGACCUAUUCUGGAUGCGACGGAAAAGCAAAAGCAGACAGUCAAAUUAGAAGCGUCUACCGUUGAGAUCGAAGAGCGUGGAGUGAAACUGCGUCUCACAGUUGUUGAUACGCCUGGAUUCGGAGACGCCAUCGACAACUCGGACAGCUUCAACUCCAUUUUGAAGUAUAUCGAUGACCAGUUUGAGCAUUACUUGCGCGACGAAACUGGCUUGAAUCGCAGAAACAUUGUGGACAAUCGCAUCCACUGUUGUUUCUACUUCAUAUCACCCUUCGGACAUGGCCUUAAGCCAUUGGACAUUGAAUUUAUGAAAAAAUUACAUACAAAAGUUAAUAUUGUGCCUGUAAUUGCGAAGGCUGAUGUGCUUACGAAAAAGGAGAUGCAACGAUUGAAGGAUCGCGUAAUGCAGGAAAUCGAAGCGAACGGUAUUAAAAUUUACACCUUGCCCGAAUGCGACAGCGACGAAGACGAGGAUUACAAGGAGCAAGUGCGUCAGUUGAAAGAAGCUGUGCCAUUCGCAGUGUGUGGCUCAACAUCAGUCCUCGAAGUUAAGGGUCGCAAAUUACGUGGUCGUUUAUAUCCGUGGGGCGUCGUUGAAGUGGAGAAUCCCGAACAUUGUGAUUUCAUUAAAUUGCGCACCAUGUUGAUCACACACAUGCAAGACUUGCAGGAAGUCACCCAAGAAGUUCAUUACGAGAAUUACCGGUCAGAACGCCUGGCUCGUGGUGGAAAGGCAACUGAAAAGGGCCCGAUCGAUGUAGCUGACGCCAUCACAGACAAAGAUCGUAUUUUACAAGAAAAAGAAGCUGAAUUACGUCGCAUGCAGGCAAUUUUGGAGCAAAUGCAAGCUAAAAUGCAGCUUAAGUAACUUUCUUUUUGUCAGAUUUAUUUUUUUUAUCUUUAUUUUAAUCGAUAUAGAGCAUAGAUUUCUUUUCCAAUAUACUUAUGCGUGUCAUUA
Messenger RNA from Culicoides brevitarsis, 1245 nucleotides. It is a transcript of the gene Septin1, whose product is annotated as septin-1. The record is from RefSeq and is a predicted model, not a curated record. Gene Ontology annotation, biological process: cell division; regulation of exocytosis; cytoskeleton-dependent cytokinesis. The coding region runs from base 124 to 1155 and encodes 343 amino acids. Gene Ontology annotation, molecular function: molecular adaptor activity; GTPase activity; GTP binding. Gene Ontology annotation, cellular component: septin complex; cell division site; septin ring. Lineage: Eukaryota; Metazoa; Arthropoda; Insecta; Diptera; Ceratopogonidae. The transcript is spliced from 4 exons.